AUGCCUGCAGGGCUCCUCUGGCCCAAGUCCAAGUCCUUUGACUAUCUGUAUGGCGUGGGGGAGAAGCUGCUGGAGAACUUCCCGGUGCAGGCCACCCUCUGCCUCUACGAGGACUCGGGCAGCGAGGAGGAGGACGAAGAGGAG
Pelecanus crispus (Dalmatian pelican) is the source of this 144-nucleotide messenger RNA. Lineage: Eukaryota; Metazoa; Chordata; Aves; Pelecaniformes; Pelecanidae. The record is from RefSeq and is a predicted model, not a curated record.